AGCCUGGGGAGGGGGGCAUUCAGAUGUCUGCUCCAGGGUUUCCCCACCGUACCCGGGGCACUACUUAACCACCUGUUUCCCCGCCUGCGCAAGACGUGCUUGUCAAGUCCUGAGCGAGGCGGGCGUGGCAGUCCUGCACUGGCAAUUCCAAGACAAACAUCGAAAAACUCUGGUUUGCGCCGCCACGGGCUUGAAGCUCAGGGCAGCAGGCUCUGAGCCCAGGUGCACUGUGGUGCUUACUAAGUGUGAAUGCCCGAGGGCCCGUCUGUGCGGAGGUAUCAUGGUUUGGUGUCCCCCUUUGUGGGGCAGCAGGUGGUCAGGACAGGAGGGAGCAGUAAGAAGCUUGACCCUGCCAGCUUUCAGUCCCUGUGGCUCCAGGACGCCCAGGUCCACGGGAAGAAAUUAUUCCUUAGAUUUGAUCCAGAUGAAGAAACAGGGUCCUCCGGGGGCAGCCCCCCACCAGUGCCGCCCCACAAGAGGGCAAGGAAGGACGAGGCCGGGGACCAGAAGCCAGCCCUGGGAGCCAAUGGCCAGCAAGUCUCUGCCCAGCCCUCCCCGACCCCGCCGCCGCCUGGCCCCCUGGGAAGCGCCGGAGCAGGGGACACCGAGCUGUGGCUGCGGGUCGCCUUCGGCCUGUUCGGCAGCGUCUGGGUGAGCGAGUUCUCCAGGGCCAAGAAAGCCAACAAGAGGGGCGACUGGAAGGACCCCAUCCCCAGGCUGGUCCUGCAUUUCGGGGGCGGUGGCUUCCUGGCAUUUUACAACUGUCAGAUGUCGUGGUGUUCCUCCCCGGUGGUCAGCCCCACCUCCGACAUCCUGGCCCCCGAGUUCCAUCGCGGGCGUGCCCUGGUGGCGCUGGGCCAGGCGCAGCCCGUCUGCUACACACUGUUGGACCAGAGGCACUUCUCAGGCUCAGGGAACAUCAUUAAGAACGAGGCCCUGUACAGGGCUGGCAUCCACCCACUUUCUCUGGGCUCACUCCUCCAACCUCCUCAGCUCCAGACCCUGCUGGACCACGUGCUGGGUUUCAGCGCUGACUGGCUGCAGGGCAAGUGCCAGGGCCGGCAGCAGCACAUGCAGAUCUACCAGAAAGAGCAGUGUCCUGAGGGGCACCAGGUCUGCAAGGAGGCCUUUGGACCUCCUGGUGGUUUCCAGAGACUGACCUGGUGGUGCCCACAGUGCCAGCCCCGUGUGCCCGCCGAGCAGCCGGAGCAGCAGCGCAGGCCCGAGACCCUCAGGCCCUCUGUGUCACCCCUGGCCCUGGAAGGUCCACGAUGCCCAGGUGGCCAGGAGGGGGUGUGAGCAGGGGUGUAAGAAGUGGGGGUAGGGUCAGGGUUCAGGGUGUCAGUCUUGCUGAUGGUCACUGCCCGGGACUCACAUCAAAAACAGAGAUUCUUGGGCCUCCCCGGUGGCGCAGUGGUUGAGCGCUGGGUUGCGAAGCUGCCUGCGGCCUCUGCGGCGCCGGUUCGAUCCCCGGCUGCUCCCCGGCCACCGGAGGAGGGUCCCACAUGGCGCGCAGACCUCUCCUGCAGCCCGCUGCUCCCCUCAGCAGUGUACUUCAGUCCUCCUACCUGCUCUGCUCCCUGCUCUGGCUCUGGUGAAUUCUCUCACCCUCCCGCGCUUCUGACUGUACCCAGUGCUUGUAUAAACAAAACAAACAAACAAAUAAAUAAAUAAAACA
Molecule: messenger RNA, 1678 nt
Organism: Talpa occidentalis (Iberian mole)
Lineage: Eukaryota; Metazoa; Chordata; Mammalia; Eulipotyphla; Talpidae
Gene: NEIL2
Product: nei like DNA glycosylase 2
Exons: 5
Coding region: 250-1299 (349 amino acids)
Biological process (GO): base-excision repair
Cellular component (GO): nucleus
Molecular function (GO): DNA-(apurinic or apyrimidinic site) endonuclease activity; DNA N-glycosylase activity; zinc ion binding
Source: RefSeq, a predicted model, not a curated record